AUGGUAAUAAGUUGUCAUGCUAAUAAUAAAGUAAAUUUUGUAAAUACAAAAUUUGCUACUCCAUAUUUAUGUUUAACGAAGAACGAAAAUCCUCCUGAAAAUAAUAUUAAAAAUGACAUAGCCUUUCAUUCUUAUGUUGCAUUGUCAAUUAUCUCAUAUUGUGCCCUUUCUAAUAUUUCUAAUAUAGUAAGAGAAGAUGUUAUAUUAUUAAAUAUAUACGGGUAUACGUACUAUAAUUCUUCCAAAAGGAAAUUACGACGAUACUGUAACUCAGAAAGCACAGAAGAAAGUAAGAGUAAGGUAAGCGAAAAGGAUGAAAAUGAAGGGGAAUUAAAUAAGAUAAAUGAAAGCAAAAUAGAAGAAAAAAAAAGAAUAGAAAUCAAAAUAGAAGAAGGAAAAAGGUAUGAAAGAAAAAAUGAUAAAAUAAAAAUUGGUGAAAUAAAUAUAGACGAAAACAAAAUUGGUGAAGGAAAAAUUGAUGAAGACAAAAUUAAUGAAAACGGAGAAGACGAAAUCAAAAUAAAAGAAAACAUAAUAGAUGAAAACAAAACAGGUCAAAAAAAAAGAGUUAAAUUUAAAAUAGAUGAAAUUAAAACAGACGAAGGAAAAACAGAAGAAAUCAAAACAGACGAAGGCAAAACAGAAGAAAUCAAAAUAGAAGAAAGCAAAAUAGAUGAAAACAAAAAAAAUGAGAACAUAGGCGAUAAAAACCUAAGUAACAAUAAUAACGAAGGAGAAACUUCAUUGAACAUUGAGGAAUUAAGUACUAAAGAGGUAUUAAAAUUAGCUGCAAAAAAAGUCAUAGACAUACUAAAAAAAAAAAUACUUGAAAAAAGGGAUAAGUUUAAAAAAAAAGUAAUAGACAAAAUAGUGUUUACAAUAAAUCAAAUUAAAGGAGAACCAUUAGACGCAUAUAAAGAGGAAUUUGAUGAUGAAGAAAUAAUUGAUGAAGAAGAAGAAUGGAAAGUAAAUGAAUGGAAUCAAUGGUUUUCCAACACUGAAAAGGAAUACGAUGAUUGGAUUCAGUCAAUAGACGAUUAUAAAGCCCAGUGGAUCAAGGAAAAAGAUUUGGAAUUUCCAACAUUCGCAAAUGGUCUAUACAAAAGUUGGGAUAGGUGGCGUGAACAAGUUAAAUCUGAAAGUAAGGAUUUGAAAGAGGCCAAAUGGAAAGGAUGGGGAAAGGAGGAAUGGAAAUUAUGGCUUCAGAAGUAUUGGUAUGAACAUAAUCAAGAAAAAUGGAAAGAUAUUAUAGCAACGUAUGAAAAAAAUUAUCGCGAAUGGACAGUUAAUAAUUGGAAUAAAUGGAAAGGGCAAAAAUUGAUGUCGUGGAUAAUGAAAAAAUGGAAAGUUAGAGAAGACCGGAAAUGGGAAAGAUGGGAAAGUAACAAAUGGAAUAAACGUUUAAGAUUUAAAGAGAAAAAACAAUGGAAUGUUUGGAGAUAUAGAUUAGAAAAAGAACGUUUGCAAUGGAAACAUUGGAUUGAUUCAAAAAGGAUUACAGUUUUGGGGGAAAAUCAAUGGAAAGAAUGGGACGACUGGAAAGAAGAAAAACUUAAGAUCUUUGAGGAAAUUGUAGAUUCCAUUUCAAAAAAAUGGGUAGAAGAAGAAAAGUUUCACGAAUUUAAAUAA
Molecule: messenger RNA, 1629 nt
Organism: Plasmodium malariae
Lineage: Eukaryota; Apicomplexa; Aconoidasida; Haemosporida; Plasmodiidae
Product: Tryptophan-rich antigen 3, putative
Exons: 2
Coding region: 1-1629 (542 amino acids)
Source: RefSeq, a predicted model, not a curated record